AUGGAUGGACUGCUGAUCGACUCGGAGGACAAGUACACGGAAGUGACGAACACGAUCCUGCGCGAGAACGGCCGACCCGACCUACCGUGGCACAUCAAGGCGCAGCUGCAGGGCCGGCCGGGCCCGGCGGCGGGCAAGAUCUUCCAAGACUGGGCGCGGCUGGAUAUUUCGCAGGAACGGUUUUUGCAGCGCGUGGGCGAGUUGCAGGCCGUGGCGUUCCAGCACUGCAGGCCGCUCCCGGGCGUGGAGGAUCUGCUGCGCCGGCUGCAGAAUGCAUACAGCGCCGACUCCGAAUCCGAAGCCGAGGGUGACGGGUCGACGACGACGACGACGAGAGUCGGAACAGCACAACAGUCAAUAACGAAAAAGAACAGUAAUAAUGAUAAUGACAACAACAACAGCAACAAACAAAAGGAAAAAGUCCAGUUGGCCCUAGCCACCAGCUCGCAGACCAGAAACUACGAGAUCAAGACGGCCAACCUGCAGGCCCUGUUCAGCGUCUUUCCCGACAGCCAUAAGGUUCUGGGCGACGACCCGCGCAUCCCCAAGGGCCGCGGCAAGCCGUUGCCGGACAUCUAUCUGCUGGCGCUGCAGGCCAUCAACGAUACGGUCGCGGCCGAGGAUCCCGACGCCAGGGUCAUCGAGCCGAGCGAAUGUCUCGUCUUCGAGGACAGUGUGCCCGGUGUCGAGGCCGGGCGCAGGGCAGGCAUGCGCGUCGUCUGGUGUCCUCACCCACAGUUGUUGGACAUCUACCGUGGAAGAGAGGACGAGGUGCUCGCAGGUCGCACCGGCGAACACAAGGAAGACGACAUCGAGCAUGCAGAGGGCAUUCCCAUAGCUGGAAGUCCCGGUCAGGUCGGCGAGAUCGGCGACGGCUGGGCCGAGCUGCUCACCACCCUGGAGGAUUUCGACUAUGCAAAGUACGGCAUGCGACUCGACCACACGCAACCCUCCGACGCCGAGACUGGUCAAUCAACAACGGCCAAUGCCGCCACAUGUACAGACAAGGCCUUGGAAGAAAUGACGGCCAUGGCCGACGGCAAGCACCAUGCUCCUGAGGAGCCGCCGACACGAGCGCUAUCCCAAUGA
This is a messenger RNA of Capronia epimyces CBS 606.96, 1089 nucleotides long. RefSeq lists its product as uncharacterized. The coding region runs from base 1 to 1089 and encodes 362 amino acids. Gene Ontology annotation, molecular function: phosphatase activity. The record is from RefSeq and is a predicted model, not a curated record. The transcript has a single exon. NCBI's taxonomy places the organism in Eukaryota, Fungi, Ascomycota, Eurotiomycetes, Chaetothyriales, Herpotrichiellaceae.